Haemonchus placei is the source of this 897-nucleotide messenger RNA. Lineage: Eukaryota; Metazoa; Nematoda; Chromadorea; Rhabditida; Trichostrongylidae. The record is from the annotation of a GenBank genome assembly.
GUUGGCGGAAUGCUGAAAAUGAUAAUCGUCUGCCAUGUGACGGCUUUAAUUUUCACCACCGGUCUACUGAUUCACUGCCCGCAGAGGAGUUUCGUCGGUAUCAAUACCGCCUACGAUGAUAUCGAUAUCCACUCCAAUGCUGAACAUCACAAGGAAGACUCGUGUAAUGCGAAUUGUAAUUGUUUGAGUGAAUUCAAUCCGGUAUGUGAGCAGAGCACAGGUCGAAUGUAUUUCUCUCCCUGUUACGCCGGAUGCAGAAGUAAAGCGGAAUUCGGCGGAAAAACUGAAUGGAAAGAUUGCCAAUGUCUCGAAACGAACUUCACUCACGGUCACGAAAAAGUCCAACAUGAUGACACUCUUCACGGAGGUUCUACUCGUCUCAAACAAAGAUUUCUCAGGUAUUGUGCGAUCGACUGCGGGUUCAACGUCUACGUGCUUAUGUGCACACUGUUCAUUACCGUUGUUGCUAGUUUCGCUUCAGGAAUUCCUACACAACAGAUAAUGCUCCGCGUUGUCCCAUUUGAUCAACGAACUUUGGCAUUGGGAAUCAACUGGACCUUCCUCCGAUUGCUCGGCUUCAUUCCUGGAGGAAUUCUGUUUGGGAUGCUUAUCGACAUAGCCUGCAUGGACUGGGAAAUGAGUUGUGGCCAUCGGCAAACAUGCCGGGUAUAUGAUCCUCUAAAACUCAGCUGGACAAUUACAGCCCUUGCGAUCGUCUGUAAAUUGCUGUCAAUUCUGGCCACCAUCCUCGGUUACAUGACGUAUCGACCAUCAGAUCUCGACAAUGGCGUAUCCUUACGAUCGGUCGACUCACAUGGUGCUUUACACCUUGUUGUGAAUGACGACAGACCGCCUGAGGAGUUCCUUAGAUAUCGAACAACGACUGAUCAUUUCUGA